CGAGCCCACCACGGUCCACUGUGACCACUGGCACAAUCUCAACGAUUAUGCAGAUGACUAACCUCACGCCGCGUUCGUUCAGCUCGUUUUUCAUCGGCAUGACCUUGGCUACUGCAUUAUAUGGCUGCACUUGUGCUCAGCUCAUGUAUUAUCUUAAACAUUACUCAGAUAGAGACGGUUCAACUAUGCGAAGCCUGAUAGUUCUUCUCUGGGCACUAGAUACGUUGUCGACAAUCCUGAGUGUGGAUGGUACCUGGUACUAUAUGGUUCAAAAUCAUGGUACAACGUCUAUAUCGUCACUGCCAAGGUCGUCAGCGCUAGAGCAUCUCACCUCUGCUACUGUCACAUUUGCUGUGCGGAGUUUCGACAUCUUCACGUUGUGGAAACUGUCUCGGCGGCAACGGUGCAGAGUACCAUUAGUUGUGACAUCCAGCGCGUUGUCGAUGAUCGCAAUUGGUAGAGGCUACGACUCCCAGCUCGUUCGCGACUUGUGGGAAUUGCUACGCGAGCCAAAGAUGCAAAUCUCAAUACAAACGCUCACGGCCUUCAUGGCGAACCUCUUCCUAUGUGCAUCUCUCUGCUGGGUAGUCCGAGUUGAAGGCGCCAAACUGGCUCCGGACUCGAUCAUGAGGUCGACGAUCCGGAGGUACACCUUAUACACGGUCUUCCGAACCCUGUUUGCUGCCCUGGUCGAACUGUUCGCAUUCAUUUUGACGACGACUGUACUAUUGGACCAUAUUCAUAUCCCAUCCAGCAAAGUAUACGUCAACUCUAUCCUUGCUAUGCUAAACGCUCGCCACUCGUUGGCUGGUACGGCAAAGAUGGCUCGACAUAUUUUGAGGACAGCAUCAUCUUCGCGAACAUGCUAGACGUUGAGCAAACCACGGACGAAUCCGCCUAAAGCACCGUGACUCCGGACCACGCAGACUCGUGCCUCGCCGGCUGUAGUGACGGAAGACUAUCAUACCGGGGUCGCUGGCGCACGUAUAGAUACUCGGCUGGAGAAGACGGGUCAUCACAGUAUUUCUAGUGGAUAUCCAACGUUGUUAGCCAAGCAGUCGCGUUCCCCCGCCAGAAGUCAAC
This is a messenger RNA of Fomitopsis serialis, 1083 nucleotides long. RefSeq lists its product as uncharacterized. The record is from RefSeq and is a predicted model, not a curated record. Lineage: Eukaryota; Fungi; Basidiomycota; Agaricomycetes; Polyporales; Fomitopsidaceae. The transcript has 19 exons. The coding region runs from base 48 to 869 and encodes 273 amino acids.